AUGCCCCGGAGCCCAAGGAAGCCAGGAGCUCCAGGAAACCCAGGAGGCCAUGAAGGCCACGGAGGCGCCUGGGGACCAGGAAGCCCAGGAGGUCCUGGAGGCCCAAAGGCACCGGGGGCGGAGGAAUCGCCGGGGGCGCAUUGCCUGGGAACGAGGAAGCCCAGGAGGCCCUGGAGGCCCUGGAGGCCCAAAGGCACCGGGGGCAGAGGAAUCGCCGGGGGCGCAUUAAUGUCCGGGGGCACAGGAGGCUCCGGGGGCCUCCUACAGGAGACGCCGAGGGCGCAGGAGGCCCUGGAGGCCCAGGAGCCGUCGGAGCCACAGGAAGCGUCGGAGGACGAGGAGGCGGUGGAGGUUCAGGAGGUGCCGGAGGCCCAGGACGCCCCCCGGACACCCAGGAGACCCAUGAAGCCUUGUGAGCUCUAUCCACCUCUCAAAAUAGUUGGUCAGACGGAGACCCAGCAGGCCCUGGAUGAACCGGAGCUUAAGGAAGCCCAGGAGCCCCAGGAAACGCCGGAGACCCAGGAGGUGCCUGGGGACCAGGAAGCCCAGGAGGUGAUGGAGGCCCAGGAGGCACCGGGGGCGCAGGAAUCGCCGGGGGCGCAGGAGGCUCCGGGGGCCUGCUGCAGGAUAGCCGAGGGCGCAGGUGGCCCAGGAGGCACCGGACGCCCAGGAAGCGUCGGAAGACGAGGAGGCGUCUGA
Messenger RNA from Dermacentor silvarum, 699 nucleotides. Its product is annotated as circumsporozoite protein-like. The transcript is spliced from 3 exons. The record is from RefSeq and is a predicted model, not a curated record. Bases 1 to 699 code for a protein of 232 amino acids. NCBI's taxonomy places the organism in Eukaryota, Metazoa, Arthropoda, Arachnida, Ixodida, Ixodidae.